This is a messenger RNA of Chenopodium quinoa (quinoa), 3176 nucleotides long. RefSeq lists its product as uncharacterized. The transcript is spliced from 5 exons. The record is from RefSeq and is a predicted model, not a curated record. Gene Ontology annotation, biological process: male meiosis II. Bases 741 to 2510 code for a protein of 589 amino acids. Lineage: Eukaryota; Viridiplantae; Streptophyta; Magnoliopsida; Caryophyllales; Amaranthaceae.
UUAUGAGGAGUUCCCUCUAGUUUUUAUUAUUAUUAAUUUUUUUUUUAUUGAUUAAGAGAGUUUUCUGGUUCCUUCUACAAUUUUUCCUUUUGGAGGGUUUUGUAGCCUCAUUUUUUUUUUUUUUUAAAAAAAAGGUUAAUUGUCCUUCAUUCUCAUUCCUCUAAGUCAUUAUAAAAUAUGAUAAAUGGAACAAAUCAAGUCAAUUUUUAAUAGGAAUUGGGUUCUCUCUCAAUAAAUUAUGUAUAGAAUCGGUUCGGGUCAUAUUACCUGUCGUGUCGAUAAUAAUCAAAAUGCUCUAUCUAAAGAUAAUCAAAAUUUUGCAUUUUUAUUUUUUUUAAAACAAAAUCCCUAAAUCUAGGAUUAAUCUAAUUAACAAUCAAAAUACUCCAUUGCAAGAAAACAACUUUCUGAUGACCCCACCAAGAAUAACAAACACGCUUUCAAAAACACUUCCUCCCUCCACUAACCCAAUUCCCAACGGUCAUUUCCUUUUCCCCAAAUUCAAUCACAUAAACCCUAACCAAACAAACACCUUCUUCCCCACCAAUCUUCGUUUACCGUUUUCCCCCUUUUCCCCUUUUUUCUGUUCAUGAAACGCUCCUCCAUUUUCUCUCUCCUCCCCAAUUCUUGUCUGAAUCUUUUCAAACCAUGAAAGUUCUCAUUUAACCCAAAAAAUUUUCUCUGAAAACUCAAUUUCGUCGCUUUUCUUUCGAUCAUCUUUUUCACUGUGUUUUCUUACAAUGGGUUGUUUUCUUGGGUGUUUUGGUUCUUCCAAGGAUGAAUCAAAGCGUCGGAAAAAUACCCAUUUCGUUUCUCAUCAAAACCCACCUACUCAGGAUGUUCGAAAUCAGUAUAAUCCUGUUUAUCCUACUCCCAAUUCAUUUCCUAAUCGAGAAUUUUUUGACAACCCAAUUGAUCUUCAAGUUCCUAAAUCUUGUGUUAAGGUAGUGGCGAAGGAACAAAUCAGCUUAACUGAUAAGAAUAAGCUAGAGGAUCAUCAAUUGAGCUUGGGGAUACAUAAGAAAGUUACUUUCGAUUCAGAUGUUAAGCCCGAGGAGCAUUUGAGUUUGGGGUCACGAAAGAAAGUCACCUUCGAUUCAGAUGUUAAGCCAGAGGAACAGUUGAGUUCAGGGUCGCAAAAGAAAGUCACCUUCGAUUCAGAUCUUAAGCCAGAGGAACAGUCGAGUUCAGGGUCACAAAAGAAAGUCAGCUUUGAUUCAAAUGUUAAGCCGGAGGAACAGUUGAGUUUGGAGACAGUAAACAAAGUCAGCUUGGACUUAAGUGUAAAGCCAGAGGAACAAUUGAGUUCUGGUAUACGAAAGAAAGUCACGUUCGAUGCAAAUGUAAGUCCAGAGGAACAAUUGAGUUCAGGUACACGAAAGAGAGUCACCUUUGAUUCAAAUGUUAAAGAAUAUGAGCAUAUACCCUAUGCUGAGCCACCAGAGAAUAUGGUUGAGAGUGAAAUGGGAGGUGAGAAUGUGGUUGAUGAAUGUAGUAUGAAACCAACCAAAUCAUCUUCAGUGUCUGAAGGUAGUUCGACUUUGUCCAGUUUGGGGUCAUUCCCACCAAAUCACAGGUAUCAAAAUUGUAGAGAAAGUGAUGAUGAAGAUGAAGAACUUGACUGUCAAGUAAGUGAUUUGGAUGACGAUGAAGAUGAAGAUGAAGGUGAAGAUGAUGAGGUCUAUGAUGAUGAAUACAGUGAUGAUGAGUACCAUCUGAGAGAAGUCCAAGACUUUUCUUGUUCGUCUGUGGAAUCAAGGACUAAAAGUUCUGGGACGUGCUUUGUCGAUGAUGGGCACAAUGAUUAUAUGGAUCAUGAUUCUCUGGAGAGAGGAGCUGUAACUCCUGUAGUGUUCAACCGUGGUGCUCGAGACAGGGCUGGCUAUGUUCAUUCAGUGUUAAAUCCUGUUGAGAACACAGCUCAAUGGAAAUAUGUAAAAGUUAAAGGACCACAGCUCAUAGAAGAGCAGAAGGAGAAUUGUCUAGUGGAUCUAAGUUUUCAACAAUCUUCACUAAAGUCUAAAGCAAUAUCAGAUGAGCCUAAACAUGAAGUAGCAGUUGAUGCCAGCCUAUCUACAUGGAUAGUUUCCUCUCAGAAAACACCACCUGGCAACGCUGUACCCAUAAACAUGGAGCCAAUAUCAUCUGGGGCAAGUGCAUCUUCACAUGGUUCUAAUUCUGUGAGAAGUCAGGAGGAAAGGCCCAUUUUGGGCGCCUUAACAAUUGAAGAGCUUAAGCAAUUAUCUGCCACUUCUUCCCCAAGAAAAUCACCUAGUCGAAGCCCAGAUGAAAGGCCAUUACUUGGCACCGUUGGGGUGCACUGGAAUGAUAGAACCCCUGUUGAAGACUAUGGUUCUGUCUCUUCGUUUAAAGGGAUACCAAAUACUACUAGCAAAUAUAGAGAGGAUAACAGGGUGAAUUGGCAUUCUACUCCUUUCGAAACUAGGCUGGAGAGAGCUUUGAACAAAGGUGCUGCUGAGAGUCAUGCUAGCCGUCGUGUGUGUUUAUAGAGCGUAUAUGGUUUCCUAUUGGGACGGGAAAGUAUAUGUGAAAUACUGAUAUCCUUGAAAAUGUGUUGAUUUUCUUCAUUUGUUCCUCUUGCUUUGUGAUAUAUAUAUAUGCUGCAAAUACAUCAUACUGUGAAUUUUGCUGAGGUUGUCAUUUACCACUGUGUGUGUGUGUGUGUGUGGAGUGGUAAAUAGGCCUAUAGCUGGUUGUAAUUCUUCAUUGGUUUGUUAAUAUAGUCAAUAAUGUAGAGUCUUGUUUAAUCAUUUUUUUCUUCAAUUUUUUUUUGUUUGCUGUUGCUGUAUAACUGUAUAAUCCUCUUUAAUGAUCUGUAGUGACUGUUUCUAUAGUAUUCGAACUUGGGUAGAGUUGACACAGAUACAUUUGGUCUACGCAUUAGAUUGGUUGUUAUAUACGGAGUAAUUCUUUUUCUUUUCAAGUUCUAGGUUUCUGGAGAUGAGGGUAUAGCUAGAACACUUAGACGUAGUUGUGACUUGUGAGGGAUGUUUUGACACUCGUAAACAAUGAUAAUUGAUUGCAGCUUUCCCUUCCAACAUGCACUUCGAAGUGUUGAGGGUCCAACACGAGUACUUGUGGUUAAAUACGGGUCUAAGGAGUGUUCAUCAAUUUAAUAUCCUCUGACUUUGAGAUCUAUUUAUGUAUGAACAUGA